AUGGCAGGGAAGCUGUGGCAGACAUUUAAGGAGGGUAAGAGUGAUCAUAAUACGAUAGAAUUUUACUCUCAGUUUGAUGAUGAGAAGCUUGGGCCUAAAACUGGUGUCUUUAACUUGAAUAAAGGCAAUUACAAAGGUAUAAUGGCACAGUCGGCUGCAGUGGACGGGUUUCCUCGGACAGUGAUUUAUCGUUCCUUCAUGAAACCUCGAUACAAGAUUGCCUACAAAAUGGUUACGGAAAUGGAAUGGAGGUGUUGCCAUGGUUACUCAGGAGACGACUGUUCAAUGGGUCCAGCAGGGCAGACUGAAGUUGUGUCUCCUAGACCACGACAGCCUCAUCCAUCUGGGACAAGGCAAUCGGCAGGUUCUCCAGCUGAAGGUGGAAGAGAUUCCGAUAAAUCCCAUCAGAUGGAAGAGAAGAUCCAAAAAUUGAGCCAGGAAAUUCACAACCUUCAGUCCACCAUUAGGGGGAUGAAUGAGAAAUUCCAGGAGGAAAUGCGGAAGGCGAUUGAGGUGGCAAUGAACGGGAGGCAGCCAGCUGAUGCAGCAUCCCACCCUGACAUGAAGGAGACGAUCAAUGAGAUUCAGAGAAAGCUCCAUCAGAUCGACAACCGAGUAAAGGAGCACGAUGAUGAGAUUGACCUCUUAAACACAGUCAAACCCACUGGAACUGCUGGGGGUCAGUCAGAGACUGGCCAGAAAUGGUCAGACUUGAAGGGAGAGCUUGUGAGGGAGGUGGAGCGCCGGGUACAGAACUCAUGUUUCUCCUGUCGAGCUGACAUUGAACUUCUCCGGCAGCAGCAGAAAGAAGAUGCGCAGAGAUUGCGAGAACUGGGCAGAAUAUUCAAUGCCACCGAGCAACAUAAUCGGCAUCUAAUAGAAAGUAUUCAUAAGCACAUAAGUGGGAUGCCUGGAUCUGAGGCAAAACCUUGCUGUGGGGAAAUAGACAGCACAAAAGCAAAGGUGGAGGAUGUGGAGCGGAAGCUUACGUCUCUAUCGGAUGUGGUGGGGGCUUUGAAUCAGAGGUUGGACCAACAGCUUCUUCACUCAUCGUCGGGUAUCUCUCCGUGGAAUGACCAGUUCCAUAAACAGCUCCAACAUAUUGAACAAAGACUGAACUCAACUGAGAAAAAUAUUGAAAAGCGUCUCAUGUCACAUCUCAAAAAUCUGAGGCAUGAAUUUGGGGACAAGAUCAAUGGAAAUGAGGAGAGAGUUAACACAGUAGUGUCUAUACUGGGCAAUGGUACAGCCUUUAAUGAUUGGGUCCGAGACACAGUCACUGGUUUAGGUGAAGACAUUGCAAAGUUGAAGAAUACUGUGGGACAGGAUGGAGAAAAUCUGUUGUCGGUGGUCUCCAGUGUGCAUGAGCUGGAAUCCAAGGUGCAUGUAGCUGUCAAUGGCUGUGCUGAAAUCUGUAGCUCUCCCCAUGUCACUGUGACCGAUGCUGACCAAAAUACCUCUGACAUCUUGGACGUUUUAACAAAGCUUCAGAGGAAGAUUUUGAAGGAUGAAGUUCAUAUUCAAAACUUUGGGCCAAGUAUACAUAACCUCACUAUGGAAGGCAAUUCAUUCAAGAAUAUGCUGCAACAGUUUAGGCAGGAAGUCAAACAGCUAAGGUCAAUGAUGCAUUCUAAUGAGGAACAAGUGAACCAAAUUAGCUCCAACCUCAGGGAUUUGGAGAGCAAAGUACAAAGUUCCAUUGAAAGCAGUUUGACAGUAUGCAACACCAUUAAAGGUGAAGUCCUUCUGGGUAGGAAUGAAACUGACAGACGAGUUAGCAAACUGACCGAGGAGUUGGACAAAUUGAAGGAAAGAGUUGGUCAUUCUGAGAAUAAUUGCAGUUUCAUUUGCUCAACAAUUCAGAAAGAAUUAACCAGGUUAAAUGAGGAGCUUAUGGACCCUGCCAAAUAUUAUAAGGACCUGUUAUUUAAAAUAGAAACCUUCAAUAAGACCCUCAAUGGACUUGGAAUAUUUGGUGGCAAUUUGGGUGUUGAACUUGGCUCGAUGCAGGGAGAGCUGAGAGAUGUCAUACUGACCUUCAAUUCAAUCAAUAGCACCUUGCAGGUCCUUCAAGACUCUAUUGAUCAGCAGAGCCACAAUACUGAUAUGCUGAACACAACUUUCUCUGAAAGCACUAACAGAUUGAUUACAGAUAUCAGCAAGAUCCAGGAAGAGAUCACUGAUCACAUUGAAGGCACUAACAAUAAGUUCAUCAAUUUCCAGAAUGAGUUAGGAAAGUUCAGCAGCCACAUGGUGGUGGAAAUUGAUGAAUGCAGGGACUCCAAUGAAGGACUUAGACAACGAGUGUCCAAACUGGAGAAUAUCUGCUUCAAGUUGGAUUCAGUUUCGCAGAGUCUGGAGAAAAUCAAGGAGGGUUUAAAUAGACAUGUUUCCAGCCUGUGGAACUGCCAGCGGGAAUUAAAUACCACGUUGCAGAUGCACUCUGGGAUGUUGCAAAAUAUCCAGGACAAUCACCUGGGACUCCUGAAGCAGAAAAUCACAACCCUGAAUCAGUCUGUGGCUGACAUAUACACUGAAAUUCACGAUUUCACCAGUCAGGACUUCAUUGGAAUUGAAGGGCCCCCCGGACCCCCUGGACCACAAGGUCCCGCAGGUGAAGACGCCUUCAUUGAACGGAUUUCAUUUUCUGCGGCCCUCACCACUCCUCAGCUCAAUCCUGGGACCAUCCUAUUUGAUAAGGUGUUGGUGAACGAAGGAAGCCAUUACGAUCCAAGCACAGGUAUCUUUACUGUCCCAUAUGAUGGCCGAUACUUCAUUAGUGCUAUUUUGACCGGACAUCGUAACCAGCGGAUUGAAGCUGUUCUCGCAAAGUCUAACACCGGGCUGGCAAGGAUUGACUCGGGGGGUUUCCAACCCGAGGGGUUGGAGAACAGGCCUGUGGUGGGCGCUCAACCUAUCUCAGGAUCCCUGGGAAUCUUCAACAUCAUCUUACCCCUUCGCCAAGGAGACACAGUCUGUAUCGACCUGGUUACAGGCAAAUUGGCCCAUUCAGACGAACCCCUGACGGUCUUUAAUGGGGUUCUUUUGUACGAAGAUGAGGAUAUUUGAUGGAAUGGUCUCCCAGGGGUCUGCCCUGUGCUGUAUUUAAACAGAAAUAUAUUCAGAGCUCAUUCACAUCAAGUUUGAGAUCUAGAGCCCGAUCUCCACACUGCUGCUGAAUUAUUUAACAGAAAGCAAGUUGUUGCAAUCUUUGACACCAACUGAUGCUGCGCAGAGAGGACUUGAUAGCCUCUAUUUUAUCUUUUCAACAUGAACCAUAUUUAAUGAAAGAGAGCCAACCUGACUGCCUAUCUGUGUAGAAUUCAGAAACAUUCCAGGACCCGGUGCUUGGUUGGUGGAGUUUGGUGUCUGGAAUGAGAAGGAUUGAAGGAUUCCAUAUCCACACAAGGAACUGAGUUGCUUGUAUUGAAAACUGUCAGCUCAGAGAUGAUUGGUUAUAAAUAAAAAGCUCCAUUUUUUAA
This is a messenger RNA of Carcharodon carcharias (great white shark), 3482 nucleotides long. RefSeq names its product EMILIN-1-like. Gene Ontology annotation, molecular function: protein binding. The transcript is spliced from 8 exons. Lineage: Eukaryota; Metazoa; Chordata; Chondrichthyes; Lamniformes; Lamnidae. Bases 1 to 3069 code for a protein of 1022 amino acids. The record is from RefSeq and is a predicted model, not a curated record.